AUGCGUAUCAAAUCAGCAAUUGAGUAUCGAAUCGCAACUGAUUACGACAUCAUCGAGAUAUCCUCGGAAGAUGAUGAUGAAGUGGAAAUACUCGAAUUUAGGAAAAUAACACAGGAUCUUAUAAACUCCACGGAUCAUGAACAACAACCGCAGCUGCAGCAAGAAAAACAAUCUAAUUCAGGACACAAGGUUACCAAAAAGCUAUCCGAUAUCCAGUGCCCCAUAUGCUUUGAUAUAGUAGAGAAUGCAACAACAACUACUUGUGGCCAUAUUUUUUGCUUACAAUGCAUUGAACAAAGCAUUAGUAGUUCCCGAGCAAGGGGGCAAGCAAAUAUGCCAAGAGGGAAAGGCCUAUGUCCAUUGUGCAGAAAAGUAGUCUCGUUUAAAGAAACCAUUAUAUUGAAGUUGAAAAAGGCAGACACGGUAUUUAGAGAACCAAAAUAA
This is a messenger RNA of Lodderomyces oxycetoniae, 444 nucleotides long. Its product is annotated as SUMO-targeted ubiquitin ligase complex subunit. Lineage: Eukaryota; Fungi; Ascomycota; Pichiomycetes; Serinales; Debaryomycetaceae. The record is from RefSeq and is a predicted model, not a curated record. Gene Ontology annotation, molecular function: SUMO-ubiquitin ligase activity. The transcript has 2 exons. Bases 1 to 444 code for a protein of 147 amino acids.